Molecule: messenger RNA, 5658 nt
Organism: Knipowitschia caucasica
Lineage: Eukaryota; Metazoa; Chordata; Actinopteri; Gobiiformes; Gobiidae
Source: the annotation of a GenBank genome assembly
AUGGACAUCAUUCAGCCGCUCAUGGACAUGGCCCAUGGUCCUGUGGCCACAGCAGGAGUUUUCCAGUCUGUGAACUCGGAGCCACACGUCAGUGCUGUUGCCUGUGAACCAGCGGAGCCUUCGGAGCCCGCGGAGACGGAGAUGUCCAACAUGGAGGCUUUGGCAGCGAUGGCCCAGCUCUUCCAGUCUCCUCAGGGCCAAGAGUUACAGAGAGUGCUCCAGAAUCUGCAGCAGGGGAACGAGACGUUGGCAGCUGCCAUUGAAAGUAACUUGGCCAAUCCGGGUCAGAUGUCUGCUGCACACUCCAGCUCCUACGCCGCUCACAGUGACAGUAACACCUUCGCUGAGAAACUUCUGGACCGGUUUGAAUACGAGGAUGAACCUGAGGACAAAGCCAGAGAGAGCCAUGCCCAGCUCCUAAGCAUCGCUGAGAACGUCCUCAAACAGUUUGCAGAGACGCUGCCGAACACACACGACCCUCAGACACAUGUGAUGCAUGAUGGGAGCCUCUCACAUCCAGGGCCUGACGUGUUCACUGCUGUAGAGGAGCCCUACACACGGGAGCCGCUCAGAGACGACUCUCCUGUGAGGAGAAACAGCAGACACAGAAGCUACGGCAGAAGGUCCAGAUCUCGCUCCAGAUCUCCUCGGAGGAGGCGUUCUCGCUCCUCCUCACGCUCCAGAACAUCCAGACACAGACCCGCUCGCUCUGGCUCCAAAGAGCAACGCAAGAGGUCUCGUUCUCUGGACCGCAGCGAGCGUGAGAAAGAGAGAGAGCGCAGACAGAGAGGCCUCCCCACCAUCAAGGACCAGACUCUGAGCGUUUGCAGCACCACUCUGUGGGUGGGUCAGCUGGACAAGAAGACUCAGCAGACUGAUAUCAUGUUGCUCCUGGAAGACUUUGGACAGAUCGAGUCUAUAAACAUGAUUCCACCCAGAGGCUGCGCGUACAUCGUCAUGAUCCACCGACAGGACGCUCACACGGCUCUGAACAAGCUCAGCCGCUCUCCGUUCAGAGUCAAUCAGAAGCCCUUUAAGAUUGCCUGGGCUCUGAACAAAGGCAUUAGAUCUGCUCAUAAGAAGCUGUGGGACGUGGAGCAGGGAGUGACCUACAUCCCCUGGAACAAGGUGAAGGUGGAGGACCUGGACAGUUACAGAGAAGGAGGCAUGCUGGACCCAGACUCUGUGAACCCAGUGUCCUCCUCCUCUCUCUCCUCUCUCCAGUUGUCCAGUGGGGUCAGUGUUGGUGUUGGAGGACUUCUGCGAGACGUGAAGAACAAAGCUGUGCUGUGCAAACCGCUCACUCUGACCAAAGCCACGUACUGCAAACCACACAUGCAGAGCAAGACGCUGCAGACAGAUGUGGACGACGGUGUGAAGAGGGAGUAUGUGCCCGUGCCCAUCCCAGUGCCCGUCUUUGUGCCCAUGCCCAUGAACAUGUACUCACAACUGACCCCAGCACCACUCACACUGCCUCUGCCGGUCCCCGUGCCGGUGUUUGUGCCCACCAACUUCCAGAGGCUGCACCAACAGCGCAACUGCAAGGAGACCAAACCAGAGGUGAAGCAGGAGCGCGCAGAGGAGGACCUGGACCUGGACCUGGACCUGGAGACUGACUUCUGCCCUGAGUCCUGCAGAGCCGAUGCCCCAGCCCCCGCUCCGUCGGAGGAGGAGGCCGCCUCGCCGCACCCUCAGCCCGCCUCCCUGAAGACAGUGGAGAUGAUUGUGGACUUCAGGAAGAGCACUGUCCCCCCGCCCCCACCCUCCGUGAUGGACUCCCCCAUCACCUCUGUGGAGUCCUUCCGUUUCCUGGGAAUCAUCAGCUCCCUCAUCAAGAAGGCCCAGCAGAGGAUGUACUUCCUGCGGCAGCUCAGGAAAGCCAAGCUGCAGUUCUACACGGCCAUCAUCGAGUCCAUCCUCACCUCCUCCAUCACCUCCUCCGUCACCUCCUCCGUCACCUCCUCCAUCACCUCCUCCAUCACCUCCUCCAUCACCUCCUCCAUCACCUCCUCCAUCACCUCCUCCAUCACCGUGUGGUUCGCUGGAGCCACAAAGGAUGAGGCUCUUUUCCAAACAGACGACAUCAAAGACCCUCAGAACGUCUACGACCCUCGCUUCCUGCUCCCUCUGUUCAGCUCCAUCCUGAGACCAGAGUGUGUGGUGGACUGCCUGAGGUUCGUGUCUUGUGGGGCCCUGGGCUUCAGCAUCAUGGCCCUGAGCAGCCAUGACCCCAGCACCAGAGCUGCAGCGUAUCACGUCAUGACCUGCUUCUACCACCAGGUGGAGGCAGCGCGCUUCAGGGAGCAGAGGCAGGAGGAUCAAAGAGGAGCACCUCCUGCAGGAGGAUCAGAGAGGAGCUCCUCCUGCAGGAGGAUCAUAGAGGAGCUCCUCCUGCAGGAGGAUCAUAGAAGAGCACCUCCUGCAGGAGGAUCAAAGAGGAGCACCUCCUGCAGGAGGAUCAGAGAGGAGCACCUCCUGCCGGAGGAUCAAAGAGGAGCACCUCCUGCCGGAGGAUCAAAGAGGAGCACCUCCUGCAGGAGGAUCAUAGAGGAGCUCCUCCUGCAGGAGGAUCAUAGAGGAGCACCUCCUGCAGGAGGAUCAGAGAGGAGCACCUCCUGCAGGAGGAUCAGAGAGGAGCACCUCCUGCAGGAGGAUCAGAGAGGAGCACCUCCUGCAGGAGGAUCAGAGAGGAGCACCUCCUGCAGGAGGAUCAGAGAGGAGCACCUCCUGCAGGAGGAUCAGAGAGGAGCACCUCCUGCAGGAGGAUCAAAGAGGGGCACCUCCUGCAGGAGGAUCAAAGAGGGGCACCUCCUGCAGGAGGAUCAGAGAGGAGCACCUCCUGCAGGAGGAUCAGAGAGGAGCACCUCUUGCAGGAGGAUCAUAGAGGAGCUCCUCCUGCAGGAGGAUCAUAGAAGAGCACCUCCUGCAGGAGGAUCAAAGAGGAGCACCUCCUGCAGGAGGAUCAGAGAGGAGCACCUCCUGCCGGAGGAUCAAAGAGGAGCACCUCCUGCCGGAGGAUCAAAGAGGAGCACCUCCUGCAGGAGGAUCAUAGAGGAGCUCCUCCUGCAGGAGGAUCAUAGAGGAGCACCUCCUGCAGGAGGAUCAGAGAGGAGCACCUCCUGCAGGAGGAUCAGAGAGGAGCACCUCCUGCAGGAGGAUCAGAGAGGAGCACCUCCUGCAGGAGGAUCAGAGAGGAGCACCUCCUGCAGGAGGAUCAAAGAGGGGCACCUCCUGCAGGAGGAUCAAAGAGGGGCACCUCCUGCAGGAGGAUCAGAGAGGAGCACCUCCUGCAGGAGGAUCAGAGAGGAGCACCUCUUGCAGGAGGAUCAGAGAGGAGCACCUCUUGCAGGAGGAUCAGAGAGGAGCACCUCCUGCAGGAGGAUCAGAGAGGAGCACCUCCUGCAGGAGGAUCAGAGAGGAGCACCUCCUGCAGGAGGAUCAGAGAGGAGCACCUCCUGCAGGAGGAUCAAAGAGGAGCACCUCCUGCAGGAGGAUCAAAGAGGAGCACCUCCUGCAGGAGGAUCAGAGAGGAGCACCUCCUGCAGGAGGAUCAAAGAGGAGCACCUCCUGCAGGAGGAUCAGAGAGGAGCACCUCCUGCAGGAGGAUCAAAGAGGAGCACCUCCUGCAGGAGGAUCAGAGAGGAGCACCUCCUGCAGGAGGAUCAUAGAGGAGCUCCUCCUGCAGGAGGAUUCAUAGAGGAGCACCUCCUGCAGGAGGAUCAGAGAGGAGCACCUCUUGCAGGAGGAUCAGAGAGGAGCACCUCUUGCAGGAGGAUCAGAGAGGAGCACCUCCUGCAGGAGGAUCAGAGAGGAGCACCUCCUGCAGGAGGAUCAAAGAGGAGCACCUCCUGCAGGAGGAUCAGAGAGGAGCACCUCCUGCAGGAGGAUCAAAGAGGAGCACCUCCUGCAGGAGGAUCAGAGAGGAGCACCUCCUGCAGGAGGAUCAUAGAGGAGCUCCUCCUGCAGGAGGAUCAUAGAGGAGCACCUCCUGCAGGAGGAUCAGAGAGGAGCACCUCCUGCAGGAGGAUCAGAGAGGAGCACCUCUUGCAGGAGGAUCAGAGAGGAGCACCUCCUGCAGGAGGAUCAAAGAGGAGCACCUCCUGCAGGAGGAUCAGAGAGGAGCACCUCCUGCAGGAGGAUCAAAGAGGGGCACCUCCUGCAGGAGGAUCAAAGAGGAGCACCUCCUGCAGGAGGAUCAAAGAGGAGCACCUCCUGCAGGAGGAUCAAAGAGGGGCACCUCCUGCAGGAGGAUCAAAGAGGAGCACCUCCUGCAGGAGGAUCAAAGAGGAGCACCUCCUGCAGGAGGAUCAAAGAGGAGCACCUCCUGCAGGAGGAUCAGAGAGGAGCACCUCCUGCAGGAGGAUCAAAGAGGAGCACCUCCUGCAGGAGGAUCAAAGAGGAGCACCUCCUGCAGGAGGAUCAGAGAGGAGCACCUCCUGCAGGAGGAUCAAAGAGGAGCACCUCUUGCAGGAGGAUCAAAGAGGAGCACCUCCUGCAGGAGGAUCAAAGAGAAGCACCUCCUGCAGGAGGAUCAAAGAGGAGCACCUCCUGCAGGAGGAUCAGAGAGGAGCACCUCCUGCAGGAGGAUCAAAAAGGAGCACCUCUUGCAGGAGGAUCAAAGAGGAGCACCUCCUGCAGGAGGAUCAAAGAGGAGCACCUCCUGCAGGAGGAUCAAAGAGAAGCACCUCCUGCAGGAGGAUCAGAGAGGAGCUCCUCUCUGGUGUGUGUCUCCUGGUGCUGUACAUGGUGGACCUCCUGAAGAACAGUGUCCUGCAGCAGAACCAGCGCCUGCCGUUUGUCCUGACCACGUUCAUGUCCAGAGUCCUGCAGCUGGUCCUCAAACCAGAGGACCACAUGUACAUGGUUCUGACCCGGUUCCUGUUGUCUCACCAAAGUCUGGACUUCAGACGAGUCCCAGAGUUCUUUAAACUGUUCUACGCAUCUGACCUGGAGCAUAAGUUGCAGAGGGACUGGAUCCUGAACGUUCUGGAGGUUGGGAUCAGAGACCGGUUCUGCUUCGCUCUGUGUGAACAACAAGGAGUGUUCCAGAGUCUGCUGGGCUUCUGCAGCUCUGCUCUGUGUGACCACCACACCCAGGCCCAGAUCCUGCGGGUGCUAACUGCUGCAGCCAAAGUGCCUCAGGCGGCCUUCACUCUGAUCCAGGGCUGUGGUCUGCUGAGCUGGACCCUGCAGCUGCUGCACUCACGGAGGUUGGACCAGCAGGUGCUCUGCUCCGUCAUCGAGCUGCUGCACUCCCUCUGGACCACCAACCUCGGGGAUAAGGAGGCGCGGCUGGACGCUCUGGGCCUGGAACCUCCUGUUGAGAAACCGGAGAAGGCCGUGAAGUGUCUGCCCCUCCCCCUCACCUGCGAGUUUGUCUGCGUGGCCUCCACCGUCUCCAAGCACCUCAGCACCUCAGGUAAAGCACCUCCACCGACUCGAAGCACCUCAGAUAAAGCACCUCCACCAUCUCCAAGCACCUCAGGUAAAGCACCUCCACCAUCUCCAAGCACCUCAGGUAAAGCACCUCCACCAUCUCCAAGCACCUCAGGUAAAGCACCUCCAAGCACCUCAGGUAAAGCACCUCCAAGCACCUCAGUAAACUGUGGUUCAGAUCCAUCUGAAGUCACACACUGUCACUUUAAAGCUUUCGUGUGA